Cavia porcellus (domestic guinea pig) is the source of this 2760-nucleotide messenger RNA. RefSeq names its product carnitine O-acetyltransferase (gene Crat). The transcript is spliced from 15 exons. Gene Ontology annotation, molecular function: carnitine O-acetyltransferase activity. Gene Ontology annotation, biological process: carnitine metabolic process, CoA-linked. The coding region runs from base 437 to 2257 and encodes 606 amino acids. Gene Ontology annotation, cellular component: peroxisome. NCBI's taxonomy places the organism in Eukaryota, Metazoa, Chordata, Mammalia, Rodentia, Caviidae. The record is from RefSeq and is a predicted model, not a curated record.
CCCGCCCCGCGCCCCGCUAGCCGCCCGGGUCGCGCACCGAGGGCCCGCCCGCGAGUCCGCCUCUAGGCCCCCGCCCGCGGCCCGCCCGGCCGGAGGGUGGGCGCCCGGCCCCCUUUCCCUGCUAGCGGCAGUGACUCGGCGACAUUGGCCCCUGAGCCCUAGCGGGGACCCAGCGACCCAGCAGAGACUCGAACCUAGUCCAGCGCAGGGCUGAGCGGACUGAGUGUCCACGGGGGACCGCGACGAUGUUGGCCUUUGCCGCCAGGACCGCGCCUAGGCAGGUGGCUGCCUCUUGCUAGGUUCCGCUCAGCCCUGGGUAGCACAGUUAGGCAUAGUGAUCCAGCCGAGGCAGACAGGGUCAGGACCUCACUCCAGCUGUGAAGGACGGCAGCAGAGAGAGCAGGCGAAGCCGCUGGGCUUCCUCAAGCCCUCAUCUAUGAUGAAGCUACCCGGCAGGCUGAAGGCGCACCAGGAUGCACUGCCUCGGCUGCCGGUGCCACCACUGCAGCAAUCCCUGGACCACUACCUCAGGGCACUGCAGCCCAUCGUGAGCGAGGAGGAGUGGGCCGCCACCAAGCAGCUAGUGGAUGAGUUCCGCAGCCCCGGGGGUGUCGGGGAGCGGCUGCAGAAGGGGCUGGAGCGCAGGGCAAGGAAGACAGAAAACUGGCUGUCCGAAUGGUGGCUGAAGACAGCCUACCUCCAGUACCGCCAGCCUGUGGUCAUCUGCUCCAGCCCGGGCUUGAUGCUGCCCAAGCAGGACUUCGUAGAUCUGCAGGGCCAACUCCGGUUUGCUGCCAAACUCAUCGAGGGCGUUUUGGAUUUCAAGACCAUGAUUGACAACGAGACCCUGCCUGUGGAGCAUCUUGGGGGACAGCCACUGUGCAUGAACCAGUACUACCAGAUCCUGUCCUCCUGCCGCGUGCCGGGCCCCAAGCAGGACUCUGUGGUCAACUUCCUGAGGACCAAGCGGCCGCCCUUGCACAUCACCGUGGUGCACAACUACCAGUUCUUCGAGCUGGAUGUGUACCACAGCGAUGGGACACCCCUCACCUCCGACCAGCUCUUCGUGCAGCUGGAGAAGAUCUGGAACUCGUCCCUGCAGACCAACAAGGAGCCAGUGGGCAUCUUGACUUCCAGCCACCGAAACAGCUGGGCCCAGGCCUGCAGCACGCUUGUCAAAGACAAGGUGAACCGGGACUCAGUGCGCUCCAUCCAGAAGAGCAUCUUCACUGUGUGCCUGGACAGGCCGGUGCCCCGUGUCUCUGAGGACGUCUACCGCAACCACGUGGCCGGCCAGAUGCUGCAUGGGGGCGGCGGCGCGCUCAACAGUGGCAACCGCUGGUUCGACAAGACACUGCAGUUCAUCGUGGCGGAGGACGGCUCCUGUGGGCUGGUCUACGAGCAUGCUGCAGCCGAGGGGCCCCCCAUCAUUGCCCUUGUGGACCACGUCAUGGCAUACAUGAAGAAGCCCGAGCUGGUGCGCUCGCCCAUGGUGCCCCUGCCCAUGCCUAAGAAGCUGCGCUUCAACAUCACCCCAGAAAUCAAGAGUGACAUCGAGAAGGCCAAGCAGCACCUCAGCAUCAUGAUCCAGGACCUGGACCUCAUGGUGCUGGUGUUCCACCACUUCGGAAAGGACUUCCCCAAGUCGCAGAAGCUGAGCCCGGAUGGCUUCUUCCAGAUGGCCCUGCAGCUGGCCUACUACAGGAUCUACGGGCAGGCCUGCGCCACCUACGAGAGUGCCUCCCUGCGCAUGUUCCACCUAGGCCGCACCGACACCAUCCGAUCGGCCUCCACGGACUCGCUGGCCUUCACCAAGGCCAUGGAUGACUCCAGCAUAACGGAGCACCAGAAGGCGGAGCUGCUGCGGAAAGCUGUGCAAGCACACCGCGCCUACACUGACCGGGCCAUCCGAGGGGAGGCCUUCGACCGCCACCUGCUGGGCCUUAAGCUGCAGGCCAUCGAGGACCUGGUGAGCAUACCUGACAUCUUCAUGGACACCUCUUACGCCAUUGCCAUGCACUUCAACCUCUCCACCAGCCAGGUCCCCGCCAGGACGGACUGUGUCAUGUUCUUUGGGCCUGUGGUCCCUGACGGCUACGGUGUCUGCUAUAACCCCAUGGAGAGCCACAUGAAUGUUUCCGUAUCGGCCUACAACAGCUGCGCCGAGACCAACGCCGCCCGCAUGGCGCACUACCUGGAGAAGGCACUGCUGGACAUGCGCGAGCUGCUGCGGCGCCACCCACAGGCCAAGCUCUGAGCCCUCAGCCCUGGUCCAGUCCCCCAGGAUGGGCACCCACCGGGCUUGACGCAUGGUCUGCCCACGCCAGGGCCAGCAUCCUCCUGUGGAACCUGCAGCCCUAAGCCAAGUGCCUUCCACUACUGUCCCCAGGAAGGGUCUGCUGCAGCCCGAGGGCUGGGGUCACUGAGCUGAACAGAUUGGAGGACACAGGCCCUGGCCCCCACCGUAUUGCCCCAGACGGGGAGAAGCUCUCAGGGAGCCCCUUUCCCUCCCUGUUCCCCAGCUGCUUACCAGCCAGCGUUUCCUCACUGCCCAUCUCCCACAGACCUGGAGAUAGGAUUCGCUGUGGCUAAGGGCUGUGGGCCACUCCAGGCAGGGGCCAGCUCAAGGGGAUGGAUGCUCCAGGGGUUGUCCCCACGUGGCCACCAUGGAUGACGUAGCUCCUGUUGGCCCUGCGGAGCCCUGCGUCACACGGGUGAAUGAACUGGAAGUUGAGUAAUAAAGAAGACCGUGCUCGUGCA